CGGGUGGUAAAGCGAGGGUAACAUCGUUGAUGAACAAUAUGAAGAGAAGCGGGCCAAUAUUGCUUCCUUGUGUGCACACCCGAGCUACCGACUAUUUCUUUGGACAUGUGCUUAUUAAUUUUCACGAUGCAUGUGCGAUUAAUUAGGUAAGACUUAAGCCACUGUACGAGCGAGCUGGGAAAUCCUAGCUUAUCGAGUUUAGCGAGAAUGCUCUGCUCUGCUCAAUGCUCAAUGCUCUGGUUUCAAUUCAAUUCAAUUCAAGUUUAUUAAAAUUGUCAGCUUAAUAGUUUCUCAAUUCCUAAAUCUAUUUUAUUCCUAACUUAACCUAUCUUAAUUCCCUAUACUAAAGUUAACUUUUGAGCACUUGAAAACGGAUAUCAGAUUAAAGUAGAAACAUAAGAAAAGAAGAGUAAAUAAGAUUAGAUAUGAUAGUCGGAAAAAAGAGGAUGAGAAAAUGAAGAGGAUAAGGAAGAGUAUCAGGGAAAAGGAUCAUAAAGGAUUAUAAAAGGGGGUGGGUAUGAUCUGUGCUAAUAUUAAAAGCGCGAACACACAGGAGAAGAGGCUCGUUGGAACCAAAUGUGGUGUGACGAGAAAGCAUGUUUAGUGCGCUACGUGCCCUUAAAUUUCUAGAGGGUACGUACAAGCCAAUCUGCUCAAGGAGAGUGGGAGCAUCGAUGUGACCAUUGAGCAUGCGUCCGAUGAAUUGGACGCGCGCUUGGGAGCGUCUUACUUCUAAGGAUUCUAGACCUAGCAAAUUGCAGCCAGAUUCGUAGCUGGGCAUAUCGGCGUUGGGGCCAGCCAUUCGUCGAAAAGCGAACCUUGUGAAACGCUUUUGGACCUUUUCAAAUCUUAAGAUCCAUCCAGAACGGACUGGACCAACGACCACUCAAGCGUAUUCCUACGUUGAUCUAACUAAAGAACAAAUAAGUGACUUGAGGCAAAGUGGAUCACGAAAAUCUCUGGUGAGUUUAUAUAUAAGCCCCAGCGUUCUAGAAGCACUUGCGACAACCGACUCGUUUAGUGAACUAAAUGUUCGUUUAGUGAUAAUUUAUCAUCCCAAAGGACGCUAAGAUCACGUAUAAGGGAGGUUCGAGACAGCACAGAAUUGGAGAGCGAAUAUUCGUAACGGAUAGGGUUGCGGUUAUGACUGAAGGAUAUUUCAGAGCAUUUCUCAGGGCAAAGACUUAGCUGGUUGAAGAAACACCAUAAAGAGAAUGAGUUAAGAAACUCCUGGAGCCGAAGGCUGUCGCUGUGCGUUCUGAUAGUUGAAUAUACUUUUAAAUCAUCAGCAUACAGUAAAUGACCUUCGGACGGGAGAAUUUCAUGAACAUCAUUGAAAAAAAAGUACGAAUAAUAGAGGGCUCAAGACGCAGCCUUGUGGCACUCCAGAGGAGGGACAAAUGGCCGAAGAAAAAGUAGUGUCGAUUUUUAAAACGAAUGGACCUGCUAUUUAAAAAAGAAUAAAGCCAGUCAAUUAACAUAUUAGAAAAACCAAGUUUGUUUAGUUUUAACAGUUGUCUACUUGCAAACCAUAAUUAAGCGAAUCUUGAAGAAUCUGCCACGAAUUCUCAACCUGCACAUUGCGAAUUCUCAACCUGCACAUUGCGAAUUCUCAACCUGCACGCGCGUCUUUCCACCGCUCUGGUAGAUCGUGCAGUUUCUACGGUACUGGCGCACCGUCUCGCCUUUCCAGCAUACCUCCUGAAGUGCUACUAUUUCGAAACCGCGGGCCCAGACCUCAUCGAACGCAAUUCGGAACUUCACAUCCGAUGAGAGGGUUUUGCAGUUCCUUGUCCCGAGAUUCCAAUCGUAAGUCCUUUUUCCUUCCGUGGGUCUGGAUCGAAUGGUCCGAUACGGUACUUCUUCUUGUUGACUUUUCGUUGCGGUAAUGUUUUUACGAGAGUGGCUUGCAAGUCCUCUCCCCUAACCUCCAGUCUCGUCGUAGGGCCUACGCUCGUUGGCUUUUUAGAGUCCUACAGCGAGCCAAGACGGAAGAAGCCAGCGCAGCCCUUCGGGAAGAGACAUACACUGGGGGGAAGCCGCUCCUGACAUGGAGAAUAGACGCUCCCUGGUAGAGUCAUGAAGAUCAAUCAUCAUCUACCUUCCUCUCAAUUUAGCCACGCAACCCAUCCGCCCAAGGGGUUGGAUUUCCCCGUAUAUCGUAGCUUGGAUAAUUGAGAGACAUGUUACCGUUCUGUACGACGGGAACGUAUUGAGUUGGUGAAAGAGGUGGAGAGCCUAUGUUAAUCUUCUAGAGGCUUCGGAUCCACCCCCGUAUCAGCGAGGUAUUGCUACAACACUGCUAACAGAACUUCGCACCUUAAAUCAAUAGUUGUCAUUGUGUUCGCUACCCAGAUAGCAAAGCCGAAGGCCUUUGUAUGGGAGCUAUCGCGCUGAUCAAGGCUCACUUUUUCGCGCGCAUAAAGCAAAAUGUGCGCGAAGGCGAAAAAAAACCCGAAAGCGCUUCGUGUCCUCUCUCGUGUUUCUAGUUUUAUUCUCUCUCGCAUGUCAUCACUCUCUCCCAGUUUUUCGGAUUGAAAUGAGAAUUCACUCUCUUGAUUUUAGGAUCGCUCUCUCCAGGGGAACAAGCUAGCAUGCUCUCUCGCUCUAACAAAUGAUAUUCUGUUAGGUAAAGCGGGAAAGCAUGUUAACCAUCUCUUUAUUAGUAUCGACGAUGCCUUCGAUCUCUUUCACACCACGCCGUCAAAUCAACAUGCUCUCCUCCUCUUUCAACCUAGCUCUGUCAGAGCCAUACACAAAGCCAUCAGUUGGACAGAGCAAGAAAGCAUAUGGAUAAUCUUGCAUGGGGGCUUGAUGUGCCUUUUGUUUUGCUGUUGCUGGUUCACGAGAAAAAUAUACCGGUGUUUUCGCUGAGCGUCCGUGGACAAGUUGUGAUUUGGUUUGGCUGUGGAAGAAAAUGAUAAUACAAAAAUCUGAAUUAUUAAAACAGCGAUAAUUGUUGGUAAAGCAUAUGAUCUAAUAUGAAGAAGUUUUAUAACACGCCAAACAAAUUGCUGAGUCAAGCCAGCACCCGCACAAUAACGACAAAUGUAUACGGACCAACAUCAUUUAUAUCAGUGCCAGCGAAUGGCAUUGAUCCGGUGGUAUUGCCACCGUUGUCAGUGCCAGUAUCAUCCGGAGUGGCUUGUCCACCCGUUAAGCUGACUGCGCCACUGCCGCGUCCUUCAUCCGUUCACACAGUGGAAUAUGUUGAUAAUGUGGUGCUGCCGCCGUUGGUGCCACUAUCAUCCGGAGUGGCUGGUCCAUCCGUGAAGCCAGCAGCGUCGCUUCCACCACCGCGCCCUUCAUCCGUUCACACAGUGAAUACUGUGGUGCUACCGCCGUUGGUGCCACUAUCAUCCGGAGUGGCUGGUCCAUCCGUGAAGCCAGCAGCGUCGCUUCCACCACCGCGCCCUUCAUCCGUUCACACAGUGGAAUGUGUUGAUACUAUGGUGCUGCCAAGUACAGCAAAAAACAGGGCUGAAAAAAGUACUUAUGCAUCAAAGUCCCCACCAAGAAAAGCCAAACGAACACGAAACAAACCAGCGCCAACACCAUCUGUUGCGAAUGUAGGUUCUUCAGCAUCCGCUGUUCUUUACUGUUCGACAAAUCCACUACCUGGUUUACCCGACAUGUCGGGUAUGCCAUGUAUGGAAGAUUGUGAGCCAUUUUCUCCCGAACCGUUUGAAGCAAAACGGAAAACUUCUGCAGUGGUUAAAAAGACGAAACAUCUUUCUACAACGAUGGUUAAUAUGGCAAUGAAUGAUGCAGAGUUAGGUUGCCUGUUAGUUGACGCGGAUGACUUAACAAACUUCCCACCAAUAUCUCCAAUGACCACCAAUGCGUUGUAUUCAUCACAAUUAGAUAAUGAAAGAACAGAAUGUGAUUUAAACACUCCUCACUCUUCCUCGGCAUUAAACGCUCCGGAAGCAAUGAUACUGCUUCGUGAUGUUGCGACAAAGGCAGACACAAAUAUGCUGUUACGUGAGAUACGGAAUUUGCGUCAAUACGUAGAGCAUUCGGUGCAAUCUGGCGUCAUCGGUCCAGCACCACAAGAGCAUAUACAACAAUUUGAAUUCAGCCCAUUGAAGGACAGGACUGAACUUGAAGAGUUCGAUAAACGUCUUGAAUCGGAUGAAGAAAAUAAAAAAAAUAUUUUACAAUACAUUUUACGGGAAUCUGGAGAUACAAGAAUACACUAUAUACUUCAUAGCGCGAUUGACAUUGUUUUUUCCAAAACACUGUUUGCCCAUUGUUGCUGGACAGGAAUCAAUAAAGGAAGCAAGAAAAUAGCAUUAAUGGAUUUUGGAAAUGUUCUACACAUUUUUAAAACAUUAGGAAAUCUGAGCGACACACAGGUGCGAGACCUGUUCAAACAGAAGAACAAAAAUGCUAAACGGCGCCAGACGUUAUCAGGGGAAAAAAACCAGCCCCUAUUGCGCCAAUUAAAAUCUUUAAGGCAAAUGUUACAACAACGGAUGAUUGAACUUUUAGCGCCUUAUACGAUAUAA
Messenger RNA from Anopheles gambiae (African malaria mosquito), 4511 nucleotides. RefSeq lists its product as uncharacterized. The record is from RefSeq and is a predicted model, not a curated record. The transcript has 2 exons. Bases 2982 to 4511 code for a protein of 509 amino acids. Lineage: Eukaryota; Metazoa; Arthropoda; Insecta; Diptera; Culicidae.